AUGGCUAUCGGCCGAUAUCUCUAUGCGAACACUGAAGCCAAGGGAACCCCGUCGGCCUUAGACAUAGAGCAACAAGGCUCUCACCAUUCGGACCCGAACGAGUCCAGGCCAGUGAAGUCUUUAGGCGCCGGAUCCGCUCUCGCCUUAGGCGCAUUUGGCACGACCUUGACGACACUGUCGUUGAGUCUGAUGGAAUGGCGUGGCGUGACCACGACCAACGUCUUUGUCGCAAACUUCUUCUUUAUUGCGGCCUUUGGCCUGGUGGUAACGGCCCAGUGGGAACUAUCCAUUGGAAAUGGGUUUGCCUACACUGUGUUCAGUGCAUUUGGACUCUUCUAUGCAGGGUAUGGAGCGAUUCUGACUCCCGCUUUCGGGAUCGAGCAAGCAUACGGUGGUGAUGUCGCGCAGUACAACAAUGCGCUCGGGUUCUUCAUGAUUCUUUGGACGGUCUUCGUGUUUACGUUUCUCAUUGCUUCCCUCCCCAGCAAUCUCGCCUAUAUUGCCGUGUUCUUCCUGGUGGACCUGGGGUUCUUGGCCGUGGCUGCCAGCUACUUUGCGGAGGCGGACGGACACUAUGCAGCUUCAUUUGCGCUGAAGAAGACCGGAGGGGCGUCGUGCUUUGUGGCGGGGUUAGUUGGGUGGUAUAUUGUGUUGCAUCUACUGUUGCAGGACUCGAUUGUGGAUCUGCCUCUGGGAGACACGUCACGAUAUUUUGGUAAGAAGAAGAAGAUGCAUUAG
Molecule: messenger RNA, 738 nt
Organism: Aspergillus uvarum CBS 121591
Lineage: Eukaryota; Fungi; Ascomycota; Eurotiomycetes; Eurotiales; Aspergillaceae
Exons: 4
Coding region: 1-738 (245 amino acids)
Cellular component (GO): plasma membrane
Molecular function (GO): acetate transmembrane transporter activity
Source: RefSeq, a predicted model, not a curated record